UUUGACCUGUGCAUUGUUCCAGUCUUGCGAGGAUGGAAAGUCCCCCCAGCCUCUUUCUCAGGUCCUGUGUGUCCGAGUGUGUGAACCAUGUUGUGCGUAGUGGUGUGGGUUGUAUCUGUCAGCCAAUCACACGCUAGCUCUGAGGAAGCAGGAAGGAACAUGUUGCAGCGACCAAUGAGAAGCCGGGGCUGGAGGAGGAGGCCCCCUUCAGGAAACCACUGGCAGAGUAUCAGAGUCUCAGACCUCCAACAGACUUCCUAACCAACACGGCUGAUUGUUCUAUCUUCCCGUCCAUCCACUUCUUUAACUUAUUUUACAUUUCAGUCACUCUAGUCAUAUUUUCCUAUCUUUUCUUUCAUUUAUCUGUAUCCGUGCGCUGUUCCUCCAAAUCUAACCUCUAAUCUUGAAUCAGUGUCUAUCCAUUCCGUCUUCCAUCCGAUUGGCAUUCCGUCGUCGCUCCACGCGGUAGAAAAGUAUGGUGUUUUCUUGCGCCGUGCUGCCGCCGUCAUGUCCACUGACAUGUCCGCUCUGUCCGUGAGGAAGAAGAAGUCUUUUGCACGGAGCGUAAAGCCAAGCGUCAGGAUGUGUAUUCGGGAACAGAGGGAUGUCAUAACCAUGUCGUCUCCAGAGAUGUGCUGGCCGGUGCCGAUGCGAGCCAUCGGGGCCCAGAACCUGCUCACCAUGCCGGGAGGAGUUUCCACCUCAGGAUACCUCCACAAGAAGGGAGGCAGCCAGUUCAGCCUCAUGAAAUGGCCACUGAGGUACAUCAUCAUCCACAAAGGCUGUGUGUACUACUUCAAGAGCAGUACCUCUCCUGCACCACAGGGGGCGUUCUCUCUCAACGGCUACAACAGAGUGAUGAGAGCAGCAGAGGAGACAACGUCCAGCAACGUGUUUCCUUUUAAGAUCGUUCACUUCAGUAAGAAGCACAGGACGUGGUUAUUCUCUGCAGCCAGCGAGGACGAGAGGAGGAAAUGGAUGCGAUACCUGCGGAGGGAGAUAGAUCACUAUAACGACAGACACGAGUCCCACAUUCCAAGUGACUCAGAUUCAGAUGCAGACAGUUUCUAUGGCACGAUUGAGAAGCCCAUGGAUAUUAAACACCCCGUGGAUAACACAGAAGAUGAUUAUGAAGAGGAUGACGACGACGAUGAAGAAGACUAUCUGAAGCCAGACAGUGACUGUUCGCUUCCAUCGACAGGUCGACCCACUGGGCCGCCCCCCUCCUACCCCCCUCCCCCGGUGCCGGCAGGUUUCUCCAAAGGCCCACCCCCUCCUGUCCCGCCAAUACUUAGAAUCCCAACCAUCCCGCUCCCCAAAAAGCCCGCGCCCACUUUCCCCCCUCCCCCUAUACUCAAUCAUCCCAUCAAAGGCCCGCCUCCUGCUCUUCCCUUCGCACCCCACCUGCCCAAGCCCCCGUCUCCCACCCCCCCGCCUCCUCCACCCCCCAAUGUGAAAAAACUGCAUCUUCAGAACAGGGCCACAUCUGUGGGGGGGACCGGAAACGACAAGAGGGACCGGAGGCCCCUGCCGGCCGUAUCGGUCUUUACCCCGGCUACUCUGCCCAUCUGUGACCAGUUAGAAGCCCGGCUGGGGAUUAACGGACCCCGUACGCCUAAUGCCCACUCAGUGGGCAACAACCACCACGGGAUGAUCAGCAAGCAAAGCCUACCUCAUCAUUUGAAUAUUGGAGUGUCUGCACUCAGGCCUGUGAUUCCAGACUCCUCCAUCCACCCACCGCUGCCCGGCCACCCUCCGCUCUCUCCUCUACUAAAACCUGCUCUCCACAAUAAACCGGGGAUACCUAAACCUCCCCCGCCAACAGUCAAACCCCCGCUGCCUGGAUCCAAGACCAAGCCGCCAGGGACGCCCCGUCAAAGAGCAUCUCCAGACGGACAGAGUUUCCGUUCACUGGGAGAGGAGACGCCCGCGGAGUUCAGGAGGAAACGAGACAAACACAGUGACGGACACGAGUCUGAUGACGACUAUGAAAACGUGCAGCUGCCAGACUCUGUGUUCAUCGAUACGACUGAAACCAGCAUCGUAGAAAAGUUAUUCAGAGAGAGCCCCAUCCCCCCACAGGACGGACUGUACGGCAUCAGGAACUCAGGAACCAAAACAUCAAAGGUGCUGGUGGUGUGGGAUGUCAGUAUAGGCAAAGCUAGAAACUACCGGCUGUUUCAAGAGGAGGACUGUGUGUUUCUGGACACUGAAGUCACUUUCCCCAACCUGCCAGCUGUGAUCGAACACUACUACAGCCACCCUCUCCCUCACCACGGCUCACUCUGCCUGCAGAAGCCUUACACAAAGUCACUGCACAGCUGAUCCACUGUCAACUCAACAAAAACACAGCGGAAACCAAAGAAAAAACGGUGUGUCAGGACGUCUCUGCAAUCCAUCUCUGUCAGCGACACAUGGAGAGAAAGUGACUCACAGAGAUGAAAUAACUGUCACAACGUAUUAGAGCAGAUUGUUCCUCUCACUGCUCUGUGGAGAAGAACUUGUUGCUGCAGCACAGUGGAGCACGUAGAGCUUCAUGAUGAACAGCUCAGACUGUCUGGCUGCUCCACUGAACAGCAGCUAUUAUGCAACUUGUGUCAGUCUUAAUAACAAGACGAAAGACAUUAGCAAUCAGCAGUUAGUGGAACAUUAUUUAACUUAUUUUACAACAAACUAGUCUAUGUUAUUACAGUAAAGCAUGCUAAUCCCCUUUUUUUGUGCACUGAAAACUCAAGUUACUGUAGAUACACGUCAUUUAUUCAGGGA
This is a messenger RNA of Centropristis striata (black sea bass), 2766 nucleotides long. RefSeq names its product SH3-domain binding protein 2 (gene sh3bp2). The transcript is spliced from 13 exons. NCBI's taxonomy places the organism in Eukaryota, Metazoa, Chordata, Actinopteri, Perciformes, Serranidae. Gene Ontology annotation, biological process: signal transduction. Gene Ontology annotation, molecular function: SH3 domain binding. Bases 508 to 2325 code for a protein of 605 amino acids. The record is from RefSeq and is a predicted model, not a curated record.